AGACAUUACAGCUCAUUAGCAGCAUCCUCACUAAGUGGAGCAAUAAAAUGUGAGCUCAUUAGACAAAUGGAGAGGUGAGCUCCAGCUCUCAUUUCCAUCUAACUCUCCACUGACGUAGAAUAACCUUGUAUCAAUUUUUAAACCUCUCUGCAAAUUCUUUUAUACUAGUCAUUGCUUCUUUCAAUUUCUUAAUUUAAUCACUCUUACAGUGAAUCAUUUUCCAAUUUCUGUAGCUCAUUUGACACUGCAAUUUCAAAUCAUGAGAUCCCCUCACUUCAAGCUGUGAAAUGAGAAUAAAUAAUCGCUUUGAUACUGGAUCCAUGAAUUACGUGUGGUGUCAGAAACCCUAUAUAAAAAUAUGUUGAGCAAGAAUUGAGGCUACUUGUGUUGAUCCUUUGAACACUGAACGAGUACAACUGUGGACUUGUUAUUGCUUGUUAUGGCUUUCCUUACACAUUUGCUAAUUUCACUUGGUGAUAAUUCUAAUUUCAUGAAGAGGAGUAAUGGACAGUUUGACCCGAUAAUAUAACUUUCUGGUGUCAGGAACUCUGUACAGAAGUUGUUUCAACAACAGAUAAAGCCACUCCACAGAUUUUAUUUUGAAUACUCUGUAGCUGCAACAUUGAAGUCCAUGUUUUGCAACCAUAAGCAGCUAUGUAAGAUCUUUUGGGUUUAGCGCUUUAUGUAUAUAAUGGCAGACUUCAUUCCAUAAAUUCCUCGAUACACCUGAUACCUUCUCUUCUUUCAUCUGAUUCGUGAUUCACUUCAUCUUUCAGUGGCCCGUUCCCUUUCAAAUAUAUCAAUACAUUCACUUCAUUCGUGUUCCUUCUUUUAGUCUGACAAUUUUUUUCCUGGAUAAAGUUAUUCUUAUCACUUUUCUUUCUUUAAAGUUCAUUUUCAACUUCCUUCUUUUCCAUAUCCUUUCAAACUUCUCCAGUUUAACCUCCCUUUCGAAUCUCCCAAGAGUACUGUAUCAUCAGCAAAGAACAACUGACAACUGUCUCGCUCACCAGGUUCUGAUGGGUGGAGGUCGUCGCCACCUGAUUCCGACUUCGGUGUACGACCGAGAAGAGAGGAACCAGCGAGGAAGGAGAACGGACGGUAGGAACCUCCUUGAUGAGUGGGUACACGAUAAGAAGACGCGCGAUCUCAACGCAGAGUACGUCUGGAACAAAGCUCAGUUCGACAAGGUCGACCCCAAACACACCGACUACCUCCUGGCGCCAGGACCUCACGGGUUUUAAUACGCAGGACAUCAACUUUGUUCAGCAAGCAGCAGUACCCAGGAAGUACGAAACGCACGGUGGGGAGGACGUGCCAGUGUACGCUAUGGGUCCUGGGGCUCACCUCUUCUCUGGUACGGUAGAACAGACCUACAUAGCCCACGCCAUCGCGCACGCUGCCUGCAUCGCUGAAGAUAACAGCCACUGUGAGAAGCCUCCUAGCGACGACGCCUGCGCCGCCGCCCCAGGACCAGUUCCUGUCCCCACAGCUCGCCGCCCACUCGGGCAAGUCACGCCCACUGUUGAGGACCAGAAACUACACACUCGGGACCCGUGGGCGUGGAAUGCAGGGACGCGGGCGUGGGCAUGGACCAACUUCCAUGUACUGAGCUUGUUGAUGCUACCUGUAGUAUUGGUGCUUCGUUGAGCCUUAAUGAGGCGCUAAAGACUCAGGAACAGUCCCCUUCCCUUCCUCCCCCCACGAGGUCUCGCCAGGCACGGAGGGGGGAGGAGCUGAGAGCCAGGAUGAGACUGCACGCUGCUCCUUGUUACAGCAGACUGUUUCACACACGUUGUUGAAUAUUAGAUAAUAUAUUAUUCCAGAACUUCACGUGGGGGACAAACCGCGGUUUCUCUUGUACAGUGUCUGGUGAUGUUUUACGCUGGGUGAGACUUACACUGUGAUGUUCGAGGUAAGAGCGUUGUGGCGACCCCUCAGUCUCGCUAGUUAAAAUAAAGGGGACGUGGUAAUAGACUUGAGCAGUCUUUGUGCUGUCUCAGAGAGCCUCACGCUGUGUAAGAUGACCUACAUUAAUGGAUUUUCUUUAUCACAUUUUUGAAUUGGUUUCUACCUCUGUGUUUGGGAGUCAAUGGAUUAGCGUUUGACAAUCAGUGAAUGAGAAGAAAUGAGAAGUCAGAGGGAAGGGGAGACUCUUGUAACCCUCAUCCCUGGGCGUAUGCAAGCGUAGAUUGGCAUCGCCAAGAUCCUUUUGGCCAAGAAAUGGUGUUGUGGCUCACACCACCUUCACUUACUCACGUUCGAGUUAGUAAUUAUUCGUAUUUUAUUUAGAAUAUUACUGGACUGUGUGUAAUGUUGUACUACUUGUGUUUAUCUAAGUUUACCUAAUGAGUUAUGGACUGGAGCUUAAGAUACCUCUACAACUGUUAUUAGAUAGGCGUGAAGGUAACAGAUGCCUUUGUACUCAUACAAAAUCUUGUCAUUUUUGUACUUGUUCUGUUUCAUGCACUUUGAUGAACGACACACUGUAUAUGACCUCGCGAGCGGCGGGUACAUGUUACACAAAACUUAAAGACUGACAGUUUUGAAGAUAUAACACUUGCUAAUUUUUUUUUAAGGAGGGUCCAUACACUUCAAUUAUUUUAGCCUAGUUUCAUUCGUCAGUAUUUUCCAAGUACUAAUUAGAGUACCAAGUUCACGAGUUACUUCAGUGCUGUUACGAAGAUCAUCCUCAGCUAGAGUACAGGUACACAUGUAUGUUACUUUAUAUAAUCACUGUUGUCCCACCACCUUGAAGAUAUGCAUGCAACAACCAUUAUACAUUUGAUUUGCGUGUGCAGCACUACCAUAUCAUCUAUGUAUAGAGAUUAAUAAAUCAUAUUUAUAUAUGGAACCAUCUUCCAACAGUUAAAACGGUGUUUGUUGCUAGUAGCAUAAAGUUGUUAAUAUGAAACUGCUUCGUACCGUAUGUCGUAUGCAGUUCCAACACUGUAAACUUGUAUAAAUUAACAAUUGAAAAGAUAUAACUACAUUAAAAUAUACCUCCAUAAUGUAUGCAAAGUGCAUUCUCACUGCAGGUGUACAGACUUAUCUUCUGGUGUGUGCUGUACAUACGCUAAGAGGUACCAGUGUAAGUGUGCAGCUGUACACACAUUACAAGGUAUACCAAUAUUUGAAUCAAAGUGUACACUAACCAGAAGACUCAAUAUACAAACAUGAGAAACUAUCAGCACUCUCACAGUAUUAACAUGCUACAAUCUGUAUCUCAGAUUUCCCAAAGAUUUGCUUGACCAAACAGACUAAUCAUUACCCUGUACCUCUUUUUCAUCUUUUCUAAUGUACCUUUCGUGUAAAAAAGGUCUUGAAAAGGACAUUUUGUAAAAAUUUUUUUUUUUUUUUGGUGCGUACUGGAUAAUGAUAUUUGUAGUCAAGUUUGCCCACGGUAAUGACAUGGGUGUCUGUAUAAACUGAUGUACUUAGGUAACUGCCCAUUUUCAUCCCAGGCCUUACACGUUUUGGUAAACAGGCCCACUGUUUAUGUAGGAACACCUUUGUGUCCUGUGUGACAAGUUUAGCGUUCAUCACUAAGGGGAACUCAGAUCAAAGAGCCCUAAGCCUGUGUUUAUCCCAUGAGGAAACCCAGAAAUAGGUUGAGCCCAGGAGGGACCACAGACCUAUACUGAGUCCACAGAAUACCCCAAGGCUAGGCCGAGUCCACGAGGGGUCAAGUCUUGCCAGGGCCUUAAAUUUUGUUCCCCAAAGUAAAUUAUGUUUAGCCGUGUAUUAAGUUUCAGUAUAAUUUAAUGUUCAAGAAUUAUUUACUGUAUAAGCUGGAGUUAUAUGAAAAAAAUGCUGGGUUUGUGGAACCUAAAUCUUGAUACUAACUUUUUGGUCGAAUGAAAUCAAAUUAUGACCGGAAACAUUUAAAUGUAUUAACAUCGCGAUAAAAUAUUUUUAACUAAAUGCAAAUUUAAAUAUUAUUGAAGUUUAUAGGUAAUAUUACUACGUUGUAAGGUAGGCUAACCUUGUAACGCUAUAAGGAGCUAAUCUUGUGACUUAAGGUUAACUACCUUUAUGAUGUACAUUAGCUUCAAACUUCAUAAUUCUUGGAUUACCUUUUGGUAAAUUUAAUCAUUGUAUAACUAACAAUCAUAUUUAUUAUUGUACGAACAUCUUUCAAAGCCAAGUAUUUCGAACAAAACUAUCGAGACGAUGUUUCACUUGAAGUUGAGCUUUAAGAAAAAAUCUCUAUUUAAACAUCACAUUGUCGAGAUAAAAGUUGCUUGAGCGCAUAAAUGUCUUGUCAGCAUACCGGAGACGGAAACAAGAUCUCAGGAAAAUGUCAAGUAUGGUACUUGUGUUAUCUUAUACUCCUUAUAUGCUGACAUGUCGGUUUUAUGACUAUUUCUAUUUUAAUCAUAAUUAAUAUAUAUGCACAGGACAACCAUAGGAGGAGUUGAAUGAUAGCUCUAGGCCUUGUUGCUUGCAGUGUUGUAGAAAGCCCAAGUAGUAUCGUUCUAACUCCAAGUUUGCUACAGUCCUGCAAAUUGGCCGGAAGCUCUUAGUUCCUUGUACCUUAUGGCUGGAAAAACUUAUUUCAGAAUCGGCACUUAUAAAAUAUGAUAAACGCUCAUUAUAUAAUAAUAGUUUUGGAUUGUUCAAACUCGAUUCGUUUAUAAUAGAGGCCAUCGCGAAUAGCAUGAAGCCAGAUUCCUAUACGAAAGUUGUGGAUUGUAUGAAGUGUCCUGGUUCCACACCGUGGAAUUGGGGGUCUUCUUGUGUUAGACCCGCAUAUGCUUAAGAACUGGGCCGGAUAGAUAAACUAUAGAUGUCUCCCUUUCAUUUUAAGCGAGUCUGCCAUAGACCAGUUUUCUUAAUAUGACAUUUUCCCAAAUAUAUCUAUAUUGAGAAUUUAAAAUCUUUUAUAUAUCGAAGUCUGGCCGAAUUUUUGAUAAUUGUUUUAUCACUAAUGUUAGUUUCGCUAGGUCGUUACUACAUUAUCAUUGCUUGUGGGCAGGCUGUCUUCUAAUGCUUUAAUAUUCUAUCUUCCUGGCACUGGUGUGUCUGCCUCCUUACCUAUUCCAGCUAGAAUCGUUCCCCUGAACGAUACAACUUGGGCUUCCUACAACAUCGCAAGCUCCUGAUAUGUUGAUUGUAGCAAACGAAAGGCUAUCAUUCAACUCCCCCUGUGGUUAUUUUACACACUAUAAAUAUACAGAAAAAUUGUGGUUCAUACGUACAAGGUGUGAUCAUACAAUAAAUAUUAAAAACAAGUGCUUUAAAUAAUUCUAUAUAAGCGGGAGAGGCUAUCCUGUGUCUCGUGGCAGGAAGGCAAAAAAUCAGCCUUAAUGGAGAGGACCCUGAGGUUUAAUUUCCCUUGCGACACAGUUUUGUAAAGAGGAGGUAGACUGUUUAAGUAUGAAUUCUUGUACAUAAUGUGUUGUAUUUAUUUAGAAACUGCUAUAUUUUGUCCUAUAGCAAAUAUAUUUUGUUAACAUAAAUUAGCUUUCUCGAGGUCGACUCUAUCACUUAAGCUAACAGCGUUGAGUUCCAAAGUACAAACACUAGAAUCCAUUGUUUUUCACUUUCAGUUGAUCAGACAUCACAAUCCACAGGUUUAGUCGACAUUGUAACCUUACCACGUCUCAAGACUCUGUAGCUAACAUUAUCCAAUA
Messenger RNA from Cherax quadricarinatus, 5636 nucleotides. NCBI's taxonomy places the organism in Eukaryota, Metazoa, Arthropoda, Malacostraca, Decapoda, Parastacidae. The record is from RefSeq and is a predicted model, not a curated record.